Messenger RNA from Cylindrotheca closterium, 2121 nucleotides. NCBI's taxonomy places the organism in Eukaryota, Bacillariophyta, Bacillariophyceae, Bacillariales, Bacillariaceae. The record is from the annotation of a GenBank genome assembly.
AUGUGCUCACCAUCAGCGUCGUUGUUGGUGAAUCCACUGAACAGCAACCAGCAUAUUCAUGGAGAACUUUCUGUUUGUCAGCUUGCCACCAACUCCAAUCUACAGGAUCCAGCGUCACGGUUUCAUCGAGACAUGUUGCGAGUUUUGGACUCACGACAAAAUAUGUCACCAGCAGAUCACGCAUCCUCACUGCCAAUUGAAAGGAAGAAACGACCAAACCUACUCACUAGUGACAUUGAUGGAGUUGAGAGAGUGGUUUCAAUGUUGGAACACAUGGUGGAGAUUGGAGUUGCCACAGAAGAAUCCUUUCAAAUAGCACUCGAGGGUUUGUCGAAUAGAGGGAGAUUAAGAUGGAGACGCGCGAGCGAUUCGGCAGUAGUUUGUGCAGCUGACGAGGUUGAACCACUAUUGAAGAAGCUUUGGGAUGAUAAAAAUGGAACCGUUUCUACAAAAACCUGCAACUUUGCUUUGAAAGCUUACGCAGCCUGCUCUACGCCACGUGGGGAUAGGAUGUAUGCUCAAAAAGCAGAAGCUGUGGUAGUAAAAAUGCAAGAGACAGGAAUCGACAUCACAAGUGAAACAUUAGCUCAUUUGGUUCAUGCAUGGGCUUGGCAACAAGAAAACCGUGAUUCUGGUGAGUGUGUCAAGAGGGCACAGCACUACUUUGAUGAAAUGAUGAAGUUGUCCCCAGACGAAGAUACCGUUUUUAGAGGGUACGAAUUGUUACUAGAAGCUUGGUCGAAAUGUUCUUCCUCGUCCGCAGCGGAGUCGUCGGAGAGAAUAUUUUCCAAAAUGAAGCAACUCCGAGGUGUAAAUGUUGGUGCGCAGCAAUAUUCGAACGCUAUUUUAGCGUUGGCGAAGCAAAACGGUGAAGAAAAUGCAGAGAAAGCAAAUUCUCUUCUGCUUCAAAUGAUUGAUGAAUACGAAGCAAGUGGGUAUGGUGAGUCUACAAGGCCUGAACUGAUAGCAAUCAAUGGUGUUAUUGCUGCAUGGUCUCGAUGUCGUCGGAUAGAUAAAUCUGAAGAAGUGUUGUGGCUAGCGAGCGACCUUGGAAAGACUUGCGAGGAUAUAUAUCCCGAUGUGGUUACGUUCAACGGUGUACUCCAUGCAUAUAUUCGUCAUAGAGACAGGUCGAAAUCUCUUGACAAAAUGAUCAAAAUAAUUGAUUACAUGGAAGCAAACUCAAAAGAACAUCCAGUGAUGAAGCCAGAUGGGUUCACAUAUAACACUCUUCUCAAGGCUUGGGUUCAAAGCAAUCGAAAGGAUGCUGUGGAAGAAGCUGAAAAAGUCUUGUUCAGAAUGCAAGAAGCUUCCGGUAUUUUGCCUACAAGUCGCCAUUACAAUGUGGUGAUUAAUGCGCUGGCAAAAUGCAGGAAUCCUGAUGCCCAUAAAGCCUACAAUUUACUCCGACAGCUACAGGCUUUGGAUUCGUACACCCCGGAUAUUAUCACCUACACUUCGGUAAUUGAAUGCUGUUCAAAGUCAUCUGACCCGCAUGCGGCAGAGAUAGGCUUAGAGUUAUUCGAGGAGGCAAACGAUUUGUACCGGGGGACUGGUGACAAAGGCAUAAUGCCAAACUUGUUUUCAUACACAGUGACGAUACGCGCAUUAUCCACUAAUCCAACUCCGGAGAAUGUUCGUAUAGCUAGGGAUCUUCUGGAGAAACUAGUGGCGACAUACGCAGAGACUUUGGAUGACAGCUUGUGUCCAACUACCUAUCCAUUCAAUUACGUUAUCAACUGUGCAGCAAAUUGUGUGGGAUCGCAUGACGAAAAACUUCGAGCAUUCAAGAUUGCCGCAAAGACAUACAACGAGAUCCGAAGCUCAGAAAUCAUUCAACCAGACAGCUUCACAUAUGCCUUUUGGUUCAAAUGCUGCAACAAUUUAUUGCCUGAAGGGGAUAUCAGAACGAAAGGGCUCACCUUCGCGUUUGAACAAUGCAAGCGCUCUGGACUUGUCUCUUCAGAAGCACUGAGAAGAUUGCUUGCGGGCACACCAUCAAAGCUUGCAACUUCCUUGCUUGGCAUCCCAUUCAACACAUCUCCGUUGGUUUACCGACAAUACACUCUGGAGGACUUUCCACCUGGCUGGAGCAGAAAUGUGCGAAAAGACUCCAACUAA